CGACACCCCGCCCUGUCCUCUGCUAUCCUCCUCGGCCUGAAGCUUCUUCGGUCUGCUCUCUCCCUCUUUCUGAUCUCUCCUCGUUUGUUCCACGAAGAGAGGGACAGAGCGAUGGCGGAGGAGAGCAAGAGCGGCGGGGGAGGGGCAGCGCUGGUGGCGGCAGCGCCUGCGUCGCCGAAGAUCGUGCUGAAGAGCAUCGACAUGAGCGAGAAGAUGCGGAACGACGCGAUCGACUGCGCCCGCGCCGCGUUCGAGAAGCACCGGUUGGAGAAGGACAUCGCUGAGUACAUCAAGAAGGAAUUCGAUAAGAAGUACGGGGCAACGUGGCAUUGCAUUGUUGGUCGCAACUUUGGAUCAUAUGUAACGCAUGAGACCAACCACUUCCUUUACUUUUAUGUGGAUUCGAAGGCUGUCCUCUUGUUCAAAUCUGGAUGAUUACGUGAGUGCUUCCCUCUAAUCUGAUGCCUGUACUAUACUCCGGAUCUUUGGCUUGUCUAUCUUAUUUAGGAUCGUCUACACGGCAUGUAUAUCUUGGCCCCAUCUGCACUUUCAGCUUAAACUUAGACUCGAAUAUCGUAUUUAUAGUUCAUGAUC
This is a messenger RNA of Musa acuminata subsp. malaccensis (wild Malaysian banana), 594 nucleotides long. RefSeq lists its product as uncharacterized. The record is from RefSeq and is a predicted model, not a curated record. Gene Ontology annotation, biological process: microtubule-based process. Lineage: Eukaryota; Viridiplantae; Streptophyta; Magnoliopsida; Zingiberales; Musaceae. Gene Ontology annotation, molecular function: dynein intermediate chain binding. Gene Ontology annotation, cellular component: cytoplasmic dynein complex.